AGGAGACAGCAUAACCGCGCAUCAGUGACAGAGAACGGAAUCAUUUCAUUUUUGUGAAAGUAAACAGCGACGGAACAAAAUGAAGAGUGUUAUUUUUGUGGCUCUGUUGGCUAUGGGCCUACAAGAUAUCGCGGCAGUUAUACACUCGUGGAAGGCAUUCUACACCGGCACCACUGGUCUGAGUCAGUUCCCUGAGUUUGUAGCCGUGAAUCUUGUGAAUGAUGAGCUGAUGGGGUACUUUGACAGCAAGACCAACAGAUUUGAAAGCAAGCAGAGCUGGAUGACUGAAAACCUGGGCCAGGAGUAUGACGAACGACAGACUAAUACUCUUCUGGGCCAUGUACCAACCUUCAGCAAUAACAUAAAAGUUGCAAUGCAGCGGUUUAAUCAGUCACAAGGUGUUCAUGUUUUCCAGUUGAUGUAUGGUUGUGAGUGGGAUGAAGAGACCAAAGAAAAAAAAGGCUACUGGCAGUACAGUUAUGAUGGAGAGGACUUCAUAGCCUUUGACCUGAGCACAAAGAAAUGGAACGCUCCAGUUCCUCAAGCUGUCCUCACCAAAAACAAGUGGGACAAUGACAAAGGUUGGAUUGCACAGGCUGAGAAUUACCUCAACCAGAUUUGUCCUGAGUGGGUCAAGAAGUAUGUCGAGUAUGGGAAGACUUCUCUCAUGAGAACAGAGCAACCCAGAGUGUCCUUCCUCCAGAAGUCUUCCUCCUCUCCAAUCAGCUGCUUUGCUACAGGUUUCUACCCCAACAGAGCAGAAAUGUUCUGGAGGAAAGAUGGAGCAGAGAUCCAUGAUGGUGUGGAGAAAGGAGAGAUCCUCCCUAACAAUGAUGGAACCUUCCAGAUGAGCGUUGACCUGAACCUUCCAUCAUCUGAGGACUGGACCAAAUAUGAAUGUGUGUUUCAGCUCUCUGGUAUUGAAAGAGAUGUCAUCACUCCUCUGGAAAAAACAAAGAUCAGUACUAAUGAAGUUUCAGGAAACCCCAUUGGGAUCGUUAUCGGGGCUAUUGCUGCAGUUCUGGUUCUGGUUUUCAUCAUUGCUGGAGUCAUCCUCUGUUGGAAGAAGAGAGAUAAUG
Cyprinodon variegatus (sheepshead minnow) is the source of this 1079-nucleotide messenger RNA. RefSeq names its product major histocompatibility complex class I-related gene protein-like. Gene Ontology annotation, biological process: immune response. The transcript is spliced from 6 exons. The annotation marks the transcript as partial. Gene Ontology annotation, cellular component: external side of plasma membrane. The record is from RefSeq and is a predicted model, not a curated record. Lineage: Eukaryota; Metazoa; Chordata; Actinopteri; Cyprinodontiformes; Cyprinodontidae.